This is a messenger RNA of Entelurus aequoreus (snake pipefish), 600 nucleotides long. Its product is annotated as hemoglobin subunit beta-2-like. The record is from RefSeq and is a predicted model, not a curated record. Bases 73 to 516 code for a protein of 147 amino acids. Gene Ontology annotation, molecular function: oxygen carrier activity; haptoglobin binding; oxygen binding. Gene Ontology annotation, cellular component: haptoglobin-hemoglobin complex; blood microparticle; hemoglobin complex. Gene Ontology annotation, biological process: hydrogen peroxide catabolic process; oxygen transport. NCBI's taxonomy places the organism in Eukaryota, Metazoa, Chordata, Actinopteri, Syngnathiformes, Syngnathidae. The transcript has 3 exons.
GAACCGCGGAGCGUCUGGAGCUCUAUUCAGCAUUUUCUCCUGAAACCUGAACCGAAACAAACAAGCGGCAACAUGGUUGAGUGGACUGAACAAGAGCGAUCCAUCAUCACCGGCAUCAUGACCGGCCUGGACUACGACGACAUCGGCUCCAAGGCUCUCUGCAGGUGUCUGAUCGUCUACCCAUGGACUCAGAGGUACUUCGGUGCCUUCGGUAACCUCUACAAUGCUGAAGCCAUCAAGAGCAACCCCCAAAUCGCAGCUCAUGGCGUCAAAAUCCUGCACGGGCUGGACCGGGCCUUCAAGAACAUGGACAACAUCAAGGAAACCUACGCCGAACUGAGCGUGCUGCACUCUGAGAAGCUGCACGUGGAUCCCGACAACUUCAGGUUGCUGGCCGACUGUUUGACCAUCGUCAUCGCAGCCAGGAUGGGAAAUGCAUUCAAUGCUGACACUCAGGCCGCCUGGCAGAAGUUCUUGUCUGUGGUGGUGUCCGCUCUGGGAAGACAGUACCACUAAACUGCAUCUUGCAUUUGGGAUUCGACGUGUGUUGUCAUAUGUUUGUCUCCCGAGGAAAGCAAUAAAGGGCCCACUGAAGCAAUA